Messenger RNA from Neurospora tetrasperma FGSC 2508, 195 nucleotides. RefSeq lists its product as uncharacterized. Lineage: Eukaryota; Fungi; Ascomycota; Sordariomycetes; Sordariales; Sordariaceae. The transcript has 2 exons. Bases 1 to 195 code for a protein of 64 amino acids. The record is from RefSeq and is a predicted model, not a curated record.
AUGGACACCGCGGCUGUCAGACGAACGGUCAACGGCCCGGUCCAAUUGAAUCAGGAGCGGACGUCAUUUCCGCGGGAGUCGGAGCUUCGGGAGAGCUUCACUCUGGACAUGUGCCAACGGCCGGAUUGCGACGGUAGCCGGCGCUACGGACUAUUUUCUGCCCGUCUUCAGACUGGUUCCGUUCCAGAUAUUUGA